Molecule: messenger RNA, 1356 nt
Organism: Ornithodoros turicata
Lineage: Eukaryota; Metazoa; Arthropoda; Arachnida; Ixodida; Argasidae
Exons: 1
Coding region: 1-1356 (451 amino acids)
Biological process (GO): DNA integration
Molecular function (GO): nucleic acid binding
Source: RefSeq, a predicted model, not a curated record
AUGCAGGAAGCUUCACGAGUCGAUCCUUCGAUUACUGCUGUUGUCAAAUUCAUUGAAGACAACUCGUGGCCUUGCGCCAAUUUACCGACAUCACUGCUUCCGUUUUACCGUUGUCGAGAUGAGCUUUCUUCCGUGGACGGACUACUACUACGAGGAGAUCGCAUUGUCGUUCCUCAGGCUGUGACUGACCGGCUCCUAGCAUCUGCUCAUGACACCCAUUGUGGUAUUGUCCGCACGAAGCAGAGGUUGCGAGAGUACUACUGGUGGCCAGGCAUGGAUUCUCACGUGGAAAAGAUGGUACGAUCAUGCUCUGUCUGCCAGGCUUGCGAUAAGUCCGCGAAGACCGCCCAGCAACCUCUUCAUCCAGUACCAUUCCCUAAAGCACCGUGGUCGAAGCUGGGAUUGGACAUCGUUGGACCAUUUGAGCAGAACCCACAGCCGUAUCGCUAUGCACUUACUCUGGUGGAUUAUCACAGCAAAUGGCCGGAAGUUUCUUUUUCAUCCACCGUUACAGCGAGGACAGUAACUACGUUCUUGCAACAUCUCUUUAGCCGUGAGGGAUAUCCGGAAGAAGUUGUCACAGACAACGGGCCACAAUUCCUCGCAGUCGAAUUUCAAGACUUUCUUCGCAGUUGUGGAAUACGUCAUACUCUGGUAUCGAUCUACUACCCGCAAGCCAACGGCCAAGUUGAGCGUUUUAACCGCGUCCUCAAGGACAUCGUGCAAAUCGCCGCUAAUGAAAACAAGCCGCUUAGGACCACCGUGCUGGAGUAUCUGACCGUGUACAGGUCGACACCCCAUGCAACUACUGGAGUUUCACCGUCGCUGCUUCUACACGGCCGCAACCUAAGAACGAAACUGCAGCCGACUGGCAUUCCUAUCAUCACGCCGAAACUCGACAUGCCCGCAAUUCGGCGUCGUGUAGCAGCCCGACAAACCAAACAGAAAACAAACGAGGACAACAAGGGACGUGCCGUCAAGAAACGAUUUCAUCCAGGGGAUUAUGUGCGCGUUCGCCUGCCUGGUAGGCAAACCAAAGGCAAUUCAAAGUAUUCAGCUCCUCUUAGGAUUGUAGCGCCCCGUGGUCCACUCUCGUACCUCCUCGAAGACGGGAGAGUGUGGCACUCAUCAAAGUUUGCACGGGCUCAGCCACGAGAACCACCUGCGGGCGACAAAGUGGACACUUCGUCACGGCAUGGCUGGUGUACUGUUUCAAUUCCCAAAACGGAAUCUGCGCCGGUAGAGCAACCCCAGGAUGCCCUUGAAGCACCACCACCACCACCACCGCCAUUACGACGUAGCGCGAGAAGUCGUGCACCACCUGUGAGAUACCCGAACAGCAUUCCAGGAACAUAA